Molecule: messenger RNA, 1495 nt
Organism: Solanum dulcamara
Lineage: Eukaryota; Viridiplantae; Streptophyta; Magnoliopsida; Solanales; Solanaceae
Product: thylakoid membrane protein TERC, chloroplastic
Exons: 14
Coding region: 129-1283 (384 amino acids)
Cellular component (GO): membrane
Source: RefSeq, a predicted model, not a curated record
UUUUCCCAAUUAUUUUUGAGAAAAUGGUGAAUACAAAAUAUAGCAAUAAGAUUUGGGAAUUGUGGUCACUUUCCUAUCUAACCAUUUUCAUAGUUGAACCAAUUCUCCUCCUUUCAAAGUGAAAAGCCAUGAAUUUGGCUUCCAUAAUACAUAACAACACUACUCAAUCCCCUCCAAAGUUCAUCUCCACCUCCCACAAGAUAUCCCCAAUCACAUCCCCAACAUGGGUCCACUUUCAAUUAGCUCCUCUUCGCUUUCCACCACCCAUUUUAGUUGGGUGUAAUUGUAGACGAAGAAGAUAUAAUGCGGUUGUUUCCUGCUUAAGAAAAUCUGAACAAGGGGAAGAAUUGUCUAAUGCUGAGUCGACUUCAUCAUCACAGAAAAAUAAUGGCACUAACGAUAUUAAGAUGUCUCGUAAUACAUUUGCUGUUGAUGAAGCAGAAGAAAGAACUCAACCUUCUGGAAAUUAUGUGUCUUCUGUCAGGACGGUUGCCUUGUGUGUGUUUUCAGCAGUGGCAUUUGGUGUUGGCGUGGGGUUCACGGAUGGAGUUAGCAAGACAUCUGAAUUUUUCGCUGGGUAUCUGCUGGAGCAGAGUUUGUCAGUGGAUAAUUUAUUUGUAUUCGUGCUGAUAUUCAAAUAUUUCAAAGUACCACUUAUGUAUCAGAACCGGGUGCUCUCGUAUGGAAUUGCUGGUGCCAUAAUCUUCAGAUUGUCUAUCAUACUACUAGGAACAGCAACCCUGCAGAGAUUUGAGGCAGUUAACUUACUGUUGGCCGGGAUUCUUCUGUACUCGUCAUUCAAGCUGUUCACUGGAGAAGAAGAAGAUGCUGAUCUAUCUGACAAUUUCAUUGUGAAGACCUGCCAGAAAUUCAUUCCCAUCACAUCUGAAUAUGAUGGUGACCGCUUCAUAACUUUGCAGGAUGGUGUAUGGAAAGCUACACCUUUACUUCUGACAGUAGCGGUUAUUGAACUCAGUGAUAUUGCAUUCGCAGUUGAUUCUAUACCAGCAGUUUUUGGUGUCACGAGAGAUCCUUUCAUAGUUUUCACAUCCAAUAUCUUUGCAAUUUUGGGAUUGAGGUCAUUGUACACACUCAUUUCUGAAAGUAUGGGGGAGUUGGAAUAUCUUCAGUCUUCCAUUGGCGUUGUCCUGGGAUUCAUUGGAUUUAAAAUGAUCCUAGACUUUUUCGGAUACCAUGUUUCCACAGAGGUCUCUCUUGGUGUUGUAGCGACAUGUCUAAGUGCUGGAGUCUUGCUUAGUCUUGCAAAGAACUCUGAUCAAUGAGUUGGGGUGCUCUCGAGAUCAUGUUCUUUAGGAGGAUAGAGGAUAUCUAUGGUGUUCCUUUUUUCUUCUCUUCGUCGUUGCCUUGAACUUGCUCUGCCAAAUGUACUUUAUUCAAUUGAUAUGACAGUGACAAAAUUAUCAAUCUUUAACAUGUUUCUUCUUGUAAUGAUUUGAUUUCUUAAUGCAACACAGGUUGGGAUGAAUUAUUACAA